CUCAGCGUCCCGGCUCCAGUCCCCUUCACUCUCCAAGUCGCGGGCUGGUCGCCGCUGCGCUUUAUACUCGGCGUAUUUAACGAUUUUAUUUCACUUUUGCGGUUUUCUCUGUGCAAUUUCUGACCUGGGGAACCUGCCAUGUAGUUUGCCCGGAUUUGCGCCGCUUUGCUCACUCUGGGAAGUUUAAGGGAGCAGCAGAGAGGAGCACGGAGGAUGACGGAGGAGGAGCGCGCGGACGGCGGCCGGGACACCGACAGGCAGCUGCGCCUGCGGGUCUGCGUACUGCGGGAGCUGCUCGGUACCGAACGAGACUACGUGGGCACGCUGGAGUUCCUCUCGGGCUUUCUGCAUCGCCUCAGUCAGUAUGCAGCAACUAAGGUCGACAAGAACAUCACAGAGGAGACAGUGAAGGUUUUGUUCUCCAACAUCGACGAGAUCCUCGCUGUGCAUAGGCUUUUCCUCUCCAUGGUGGAGGAGCUGCUCGAACCCGAGCCUCAUGCUCACCAUGAAGUGGGCCGCUGCUUCCUUCAUUUUAGGAGCCGCUUUCAGAUAUAUGAUGAGUACUGUGGAAACCAUGAGAAGGCCCAGAGACUUCUGCUGGAGCUCAACAAGAUCCGCAGUGUGCGGACGUGUCUGCUGAACUGCAUGCUGCUGGGAGGGAGGAAGAACACAGAGGUACCACUGGAAGGUUAUCUGGUCGCGCCCAUCCAGAGGAUCUGCAAGUAUCCUCUCCUUCUAAGGGAGCUCCUGAAGAGAACCCCGAAGAAGCACAGCGACCACGCCGCCGUGCUGGAGGCCCUGCAGGUCAUGAAGGCCGUCUGCUCCGGCAUCAACGAGGCCAAGAGGCAGAUGGAGAAGCUGGAGGUGCUGGAGGAGUGGCAGUCACACAUCGAGGGUUGGGAGGGAUCCAACAUCACAGACACCUGCACUGAGCUGCUCAUGCAGAGCGUCCUGCUGAAGAUCUCGGCCGGGAACAUCCAGGAGCGCAUCUUCUUCCUCUUCGACAAUCUCUUGGUCUACUGCAAGAAGAAAAACCGGCGUUUAAAAAACAGUAAGGCGGCUUCUGAGGGCCCACGCUACCUCUUCCGAGGUCGGAUAAACACGGAGGUCAUGGAGGUGGAGAACGUGGACGAUGGCACAGCCGACUACCACAGCAGUGGGAACAUCGUCAACAACGGCUGGAAGAUCCACAACACCGCCAAAAACAAGUGGUUCGUCUGCAUGGCGAAGACGCCGGAGGAGAAGAAGGAGUGGCUGGAGGCCAUCAUGAAGGAGAGGGAGAGGAGGAAAAGUCUGCGGUUGGGGAUGGAGCAGGACACGUGGGUGAUGGUGUCGGAGAAGGGCGAGAAGCUCUACAACCUGAUGUGCUCACAGGGUCACCUGAUUAAAGACAGGAAGCGGAAGCUCACCACUUUCCCCAAGUGCUUCCUGGGCAGCGAGUUUGUCUCCUGGCUGAUGGAAAUCGGGGAGACGGACAACUUGGAGGAAGGCGUUCACCUGGGUCAGGCCCUGCUGGAGAACGGGAUCGUCCACCACGGUGAGGCGUCGUUGGCUAUCCGGCCCAGCGACACCGGCUAUGGCUUCACCCUGGAGGACCGGAACCAGGUGCCGAUCGUCAAGUCCGUGGAGAAAGGGUCCAGUGCGGAGAUGGCCGGCCUGGAGCUGGGGAAGAAGGUCUUCGCCAUCAACGGUGACCUGGUCUUCCUGAGGCCCUUCCAGGAAGUGGGCAGCUUCCUAAAGCAGUGCUUCAACAGCGGCAGACCGCUAAGGCUGCUCGUCAGUGCCAAGCCCCGGGAGACGGUGAAAAUUCCCGACUCAGCAGAUGGACUUGGCUUCCAGAUCCGCGGCUUCGGCCCAUCUGUGGUGCACGCGGUCGGCCGAGGCACAGUGGCGGCCAUCGCGGGCCUGCAUCCCGGCCAGUGCAUCAUCAAAGUCAACGGGAUCAACGUCAGCAAGGAGAGCCAUGCCAGCGUCAUCGCCCACGUCACGGCGUGCCGGAAAUACCGACGGCCCACGCAGCAAGACACCAUAAAGUGGGUGUAUAACAACAGCGAGAGUGCCCAAGAGGACCACCAGAGGGCCAAGCAGAAGCCCUCGACAGAGGAGAAUGGGGAGGUGUUUGAGUGUAAAGUGGAAGAGGUCAUGGACAAGUUCAACACCAUCGCCAUCAUCGAUGGCAAGAAGGACCACGUCAGCCUGACGGUGGACAACGUGCACCUGGCGUACGGCGUGGCCUAUGAGUACGACAGCACGGCCGGCACCAAGUGCCACGUCCUGGAAAAGAUGGUGGAACCCAAAGGUUUCUUCAGCCUGGCCGCCAAGAUCCUGGAGGCGUUGGCGAGGAGCGAUGAGCAACUGGUGCAGACCUGCAGCCGGUUGAACUCCACCCCCGAUCUCGUCCCCGAGGAGCUCCACAUGGCCUUCACAGCCACCUGCGGCGACAGACUGGAGCAUGUCAACCGGCGCAUCACCAACUAUCGCAAGUUCUCCCGGGUGCUGAGGAAUCGGGCCUGGCCUACGUUCAAGCAGGCCAAGACCAAAGUGUCCCCUCUGCACAGCAGUGACUUCUGCCCCACAAACUGCCACAUCAACAUCAUGGAGGUGUCCUACCCCAAGAGCAGCAGCUCCCUAGGAAGUGCCUUCGGCGUGCAGCUGGACAGUCGGAAGGGCUCCACGCUGGAAAGGGCGGCGCACGGCACAGAGCAAGGCAAGAUGAACCCCAUGGCCCACGUGCAGCACACCAUCACCAGCAUGGCGGCGCCGUCGGGCCACAGCCUGGGCCGCCCCGAGGGCCACGGGCUACGCUUCCUGCUGCGUGAGGACGAUCUGCUGGGCCUGGACGCCUACCAGCGGCUGCUGGGCAAGCUGGCGAGCGUCGUCAGGGAGACGGAGGGCUGUGCCGCGCACAUUCACGAUCUUCUGUCCUCCAUCACACAACCCCCCUCGCCUGACGGGACAGCCCCACCGGGUGACGUUUCCGGGGACAAUGAGGGCGAGAAGGGCGAGCGAAACGGCAAGAAGGUGUGCUUCAAUGUGGCCGGGGAGGAGCAGGAGGACUCGGGUCACGACACCAUCAGCAACAGGGACUCCUACAGUGACUGUAACAGUAACAGGAACUCCAUCGCCUCCUUCACCAGCAUCUGCAGCAGCCACUGCAGCUCCUACGUCCACAGCGACGAGAUGGACUCAGGGGAUGAGAUGCCUGUCAGCAUGUGGAUUUCCCACGACAAGCAGAAGAAGCUGCAUAGCUUCCUGGAGCAUCUCUGCAAUCAGGUCGACUCCAUUACCAGCCUGCUGAAGGGUGCCGUCGUCGCUCGAGUGUUUGAACAGACAAAGUGUUUCAUGCCAGGACGAGGCCUGCAAGAGUUCCUCCAGGACGCGGAGCAGAAGGUGAGCGGCUCCCGGAAGCUGCGGCUCCACGUGAAGCAGGACCCCUGGAACCUGCCCAGCAGUGUGAGGGAGCUCACCCAGACCGUCGCCAAGCUGGUCGAAGAGCUGAAGACCCGUCUGCUUCUGGCGCUGCUUCAGUACACGGACUCAGAAAUCCAGCUCCGGCGGGACAUGGUCUUCUGCCAGAGCCUGGUGGCGGCGGUCUGUGCUUUUUCACAGCACCUGCAGGCUGCACUGAACCAGGCGCAGGGCGAGUCGGACGCCGAGGCUCAGGAGGCCAGCCGCCUCUGGCUGGAGCAGAUCUCCAGCGUGGGCCUGCUCUUCCACUUCCAGUCCCUGCUGUCCCCAAACCUGACAGAUGAGCAGGCCAUGUUGGAAGACACGCAGGUGGCCCUCGCAGACCUGGAGAAAGUGACCUUCUGCUUCCGGCAGUUUGAAGGCGACCCGCAGGUGGCCAACAUGCCCAUCUCCUACCAGGUGGAAGGAACCAGACAAGCCAUCAAGGUCUGCUUCUACCUGGAGAGCUUCUACUUUGAGGAGCUGCCGCUCAGACUGAGGAAUGGGGCCGGGUUCAAGAUCCACCCGGUACUCUUCACGCAGGCUCUGGAGAGUAUGGAGGGUUACUACUACAGGGACAGUGUCUCCGUGGAGGAGUUCCAAGCCCAGAUCAACGCGGCCUCCCUGGAGAAGGUCAAGCAGUACUGCAAGAGGCUGAGGGCCUUCUACCUGGACAAGUCCAACCUGCUCCCCAGCUCAGCACCAAAAGCGGCCUUAGUAGACAAGCUGAUGCGCCCCCUGAACGCCCUGGAGGAGCUCUAUCGGCUGAUGGAGAGCUUUGUGAGCUCACGGCGGACGGCGGCCUGCCAGUUCACAGCCUGCGGUGCAUCUGGGGUGGGGCUGCUCACGGUGGCGUCCGAGCUGUGCGACCGCCUGGGGGCCUGCCACAUCGUCAUGUGCAACAGCGGGGUGCACCGCUGCACCCUCAGUGUCACUCUGGAACAGGCCAUUCUACUCGCCCGGAACUACGGUUUGCCUCCGCGCUGCAUCAUGCAGGCCACGGACGUCAUGAGGAAGCAGGGAGCGAGAGUCCAGAACUCAGCCAAGAAUCUGGGGGUGCGGGACCGGACCCCAUCAUCGGUGCCCAGGCUGUACAAGCUGUGCCAGCCCCCACCCCCGGACGGCGAGCCAUGAGGUUGCAGGACCAGACGGCAGCAGCGACGGCCCAGGCAGCAGUCGGGCCGGCACCGGGCCUGGGCCGCGGGCCUCGGCGUCACAUUGGCUCUCUGGGUUCCCCCCCUUUUACAUACUACCUGCGUGUAACUCUGUAGUG
Molecule: messenger RNA, 4720 nt
Organism: Paramormyrops kingsleyae
Lineage: Eukaryota; Metazoa; Chordata; Actinopteri; Osteoglossiformes; Mormyridae
Source: RefSeq, a predicted model, not a curated record